Messenger RNA from Knipowitschia caucasica, 3936 nucleotides. NCBI's taxonomy places the organism in Eukaryota, Metazoa, Chordata, Actinopteri, Gobiiformes, Gobiidae. The record is from the annotation of a GenBank genome assembly.
AUGCCCCUCCCCCUGCUCCCCCUCCUCCCCUUUCUCCCCCUCCUCUGCUGCCCCCUGUUGGCCUCUUCUCGCCCUCUGCUGCCUCAGCCCUCGGUGAAUGUGGCGGUGGUGUUCUCGGGGGCGUCGUACGUCGGGGAGGUGAGGGGGAAGCUGAGUGCCGAGAACUUCCUGGACCUCCCCCUGACCGUGAACCCUCGCACCGUCCUGGUCAACGACACCAACCCCCGCGCCCUCCUCACACGCCUCUGUGUCGCCAUGGAGACCGAGAAGCUGCACGCCGUGGUGUUCGAGGACGACGUGGUGUACGGGGAGGACGCACAGGUGGCAGAAGUGGCUCAGAUCCUGGACUUCCUCUCCACGCAGACGUCGCUCCCAAUCGUUGGAAUCAGCGGAGGCUCCGCUGUGGUCAUACCAUACAAGUCUGAGGGCUCGUCCUUCCUGCAGAUGGGAGCGUCUCUGGAGCAGCAGAUUCUCUGUAUGUUUAAGCUGCUGGAGGAGUACGACUGGGGAGAGUUCUCGGUGAUCACCAGCCUGCUGCCUGGGUACCUCACCUUCAUCGACAUCGUGGAGACCUACAUCGACUCCUCAUACUUCCUCUGGAGCCUGCAGGACAUCAUCAGUGUCGAGAUGUCUGUGGGCACCAGCGACGCCAAGACCAGGAGGAUACUGCAGCAGGUGGAUGCCCAGGUCUUGCUGCUGUACUGCUCCUUCGCGGAGGCGCAGUACCUAUUCCGUCAAGCCUCAGAGGUUGGUCUGUUGGGACCCGGGUACAUCUGGGUCCUCCCCAGCAUGGCGGUGGGUAACCCCGACCACGUCCCCCCCACCAGCUUCCCCGUGGGCGUGAUUGGCGUCAUCACAGAGCAGUGGAAGAAGAGUCUGCGUCAGCGUGUCCGAGAGGGCGUGGCCAUCGUGUCCGAGGCCGCAGACAGCUACAGGAAACUGCACGGAUAUGUACCAGAGGGACAGGGCGACUGCGGCGGGGAGAGAGACCACAGAAACAGCAGUCUCUACAGACACAUGCUGAACGUGACCUGGGAGAAAAAGGACCUUUCUUUUAACUCUAGAGGAUUUCUGUCCAAUCCGUCGCUGCUGCUGAUCACUCUGGACCGAGACCGACUCUGGGACAAGGUGGGCACAUACCGGCGGGGGAUCCUCCAGGUGCGGUACCCGGUCUGGCCUCGUUACGGGCUGUUCCUGGAGCAUGUGACGGACGACAGACACCUCACCGUGGCAACGCUGGAGGAGCAUCCCUUCGUGAUGGUGGAAGAAGUGGAUCCUGGUACUGGGACUUGUGUCCGCAACACGGUACCAUGUAGGAGGCAGUGGAACCGGACCGAGAGGCACAACCAGACACACAGUACCAUCAGACACUCAGAGUCCUACACCAAACUGUGCUGUAAAGGUUUCUGCAUCGACAUCCUGAAGAAACUUUCCAAAAAUAUCAAGUUCUCGUACGACCUUUACCUGGUGACCAACGGAAAGCACGGCAAGCUGGUGCGGGGCACGUGGAACGGGAUGAUUGGAGAGGUGGUGUACCGCAGAGCAGACAUGGCGAUUGGAUCCCUGACCAUAAACGAGGAGCGCUCAGAGAUCAUCGACUUCUCGGUUCCAUUCGUGGAGACGGGGAUCAGUGUGAUGGUGGCACGCAGCAACGGGACCGUGUCUCCUUCUGCCUUUCUGGGUGAGGAGGAGGAGCAAGGGGAGGAGGAGGAGCAGGGGGAGGAGGAGAAGGAGCAGGAGGAGGAAGAGGAGGAGCAGGAGGGAGAGGAGAAGGAGGAGGAGGAAGAGAAGGAGCAGGAGGAGGAGGAUCAGGAGGAGGUGGAAGAGGAGGAGCAGCAGGAGGAAGAGGAGGAGCAGCAGGAGGAGGAGGAAGAGGACAGUCCUGCUGUGUGGGUGAUGAUGUUCGUCAUGUGUCUGACUGUUGUGGCAGUUACAGUAUUUGUAUUCGAGUACUUCAGUCCAGUGGGAUACAACCAGAGCCUGCUCCGAGCCAAGACUCCUGGGGGUCCCACCUUCACCAUUGGGAAGUCUGUGUGGCUACUGUGGGGGAUCGUGUUCAACAACUCUGUUCCGAUCGAGAACCCGAGAGGAACCACCUCCAAGAUCAUGGUCCUGGUCUGGGCCUUCUUCGCCGUCAUCUUCCUCGCCUCCUACACCGCCAACCUGGCCGCCUUCAUGAUCCAGGAGCAGUACAUCGACACGGUCUCCGGCCUGUCCGACAAGAAGUUCCAGAGGCCGCAGGAGCACUACCCCCCCUUCCGCUUCGGGACAGUCCCAAAUGGGAGCACAGAGAGAAACAUCCGAAGCAACUACCCAGACAUGCACACACACAUGGUCAAGUACAACCAGAAAGGAGUGGAGGAGGCCCUGGACUCUCUGAAGACCGGGAAGCUGGAUGCCUUCAUCUAUGACGCGGCGGUGCUGAACUAUAUGGCGGGGAAAGACGAAGGCUGUAAACUGGUAACCAUCGGCAGCGGGAAGGUGUUCGCCACCACUGGUUAUGGCAUCGCGCUGCAGAAAGGAUCGCCAUGGAAACGCCUCGUCGACCUGGCUCUGCUCCAGUUCCUCGGAGACGGUGACACAGAGAGGCUGGAGACCGUGUGGCUCUCUGGGAUCUGUCAGAACGAGAAGAACGAGGUGAUGAGCAGUAAGCUGGACGUGGACAACAUGGCGGGCGUCUUCUACAUGCUGCUGGUCGCCAUGGGGCUCAGUCUCAUGGUCUUCGCCGGGGAACAUCUGCUCUACUGGAAACUGAGGCACUCUCUGAGGAGGAAGACUGAAGCAGACUGUCUGCUCGCCAUCAGCAGAGGCAUCUACAGCUGCUUCAGCGGCGUGGAGGAGGCGGGUCGCUGCUCGAGCCUCUCCAAACCCGAUUUGACCGUGAACUAUGCGCAAGCUAACAUGCUAAAGAUGCUACGCACGGCUAAGGGCCUAGUCUCCACCGCCAACGUCGAGAGCUCUCUGGACAACGCCACCAAAACCAUCAAGCACCUGAGUCGUCCCAGCGCCUUCACCUACGUCUCCGAGAACCAUGUGUCCUCACCGCCGCGAACAGCGCUAACUCCGCAGUUAGCGGCGCAGUCGUUACAGCUGCCGCGGCAACGCCUCACGCCAUGUCUGUACGACCGCCCGCUACCUGUGUCCAGCCUCAGUACGCCACACUUAGCCGUUAGCACAGAGGCGCUAGCUUACCCUCAAAACUAUCAGACCACAGGACACAGCUACAGCCGCGCGCCACAUCUGAGCUACGAGCUGCAGCUGCCGGACAUCUACACCACCCACACGGCGACUCACACGGCGACUCACACGGCGACCCACACGGCGACCCACACGCCGAGGAGGAAGCACCGGUCCAGGAGCUUCCAGGACGGCGAACGGCGAGACGUUUACCCGAGCGAGCUCCAGAGCCGCCACCUUGAAGCUAACAAAGCUAACAAAGCUAACCACGUGGACAGUUUCCUCCACAGGGACACGGGGUUUUGUCAGAACAACUACUGCUCGUGGCCCCUGGAAGAGCUGGGGCUCCGGGGGAGAAGGCACCACCGCCGGCCCUCUUUCCUGAAGGCAACCUGGGGCAGCGAGCUCCUGGGGCAGCCGCCUCAGGACGAGUCCUCCCUCUCCUCUCUCUCAGGUCAACAAGUGCUCCCCGACCUGUUCCCAAACAAAGCUAGCAAAGCGCGUGGCUGUGCGUACCUCCACUUGCGGCAGGACCAGCGCAAACCUCACGGCCGCAGGGGGCAGAGGCUGAGGUACACGCAGUCAGAGCAUCUGCCCAGCUACAGAGAGGCCACUGGCCAGGGCAAGCAGUACCAGACCUACCUGAGCUCGUACCAUGGGCAGAGUCUACCAGGAGGGAGUCUGCCUGGGGGCAGUCUGCCCGGGGAGAGUCUGCCUCAGCCCUGGAGGAGGGUGUCCAGCCUGGAGUCUGAGGUGUGA